AUAUAUUGUCAUGGCUAAUUUAUUCUUUAUUAACCAAGAAUUUUCCAAAUCUGAAGAUUUCGACAACGUAGUUACAAGAUAUCAAAAUGAAACCCAAUAUAUUUUGGGUAAAUUUGAUUCUCGAACCAUGGAGACUUACUGCAGAAAAAGUGGUAAAAAUGUUGAUGAUUAUCCCAAUUUGUCACAUUAUUAUUAUUAUAUGCGUUGCUCAAGAGGUGGAAGUUACGUCCCAAAAAAAAAAUGCGGCGUUCAUUCCCGAAAUGUUAAAUCCAACAAAAUUGACUGUCCAGUACAGCUUCGCGUUUCCGCUGACUUACAGAGAAAAGUAUUGGUUGUAACAGAAUGGAUAUCGGACCAUAAUCAUGAGCCUGAAAAUAAAAAACUUGAUCAUGUUGGUGGUACAUCAAAAUUAGUUCAAAAAGGACAAAAACUUCUGGCUGAUAAGAGUAUUGAAAAAAAAUCAAAUGAUCAAUUAGCAGUUUCGAAAAUUCUGGAAAAAAUAAAAAGUAAUAUUGCUUUUGAUGAAAAUACGGCUCGACGAAAGAAAGAAAUGCUCAUAAAUUUGUUGGAAAGCUUCGAAAAAAUGGAUGAAAAUGAGCAAAUUUCAUCAGAUGAUGAGUCAACUCAUUCUCUUGUCCCGCCUCAAACAAACAAAUCACCGCUACACCUUGAUCUUCCGGCAACACCAAGUCCUCUUCCUGUCAACAAAGAGUUUUCAGCUUCGAUGGAACCUAAAGAACAAAAUUUGGAACCAUCGGUCCUGAUGGAAGAAAUCAGUCCUCAAACAAGCACAUGUGGCCGACCUAAGCGUCAAAGAAAGCCCGCUUUAGGUUCUGACUUUUAUACUUAUGGAACCGCACGGCUUAAAAAAAGGAUUUAAUACUUUUAUAAAUAAUUUUCAGAUAGUUUUACAUAAUUAGUUUCUCAUCAUGUAACUUAUAUAUUUCAUUCAACUUUUUUUUCGAGCAUAUUUUAUUAAUAGUAUUACUGAUGUUAUUCCGUAUUACCGUUUGCUAUAUGAAACAAUACACUUUAAAAAAUUAUGACGAUUUAGAAUUCAAUAUAAAGAAAAAACUAAGAUAAGGGAUAACUUAAUUCUAAUCAAUAUUUAAAUUUCGUUAUGAAUGCAGUUGACAUGAUUAGUAGUAUUCGAUGAA
Cotesia glomerata is the source of this 1157-nucleotide messenger RNA. RefSeq lists its product as uncharacterized. Lineage: Eukaryota; Metazoa; Arthropoda; Insecta; Hymenoptera; Braconidae. The record is from RefSeq and is a predicted model, not a curated record. Bases 11 to 880 code for a protein of 289 amino acids. The transcript has 3 exons.